GAACCGUCCCCCAGGACUGGGCGGAGUGACAGAACCGUCCCCCAGGACUGGGCGGAGUGACAGAACUGUCCCUCAGGACUGGGCGGCGUGACAGAAGUUAGUGUUUUUCUCUUUAACUGUAAAGCUUAGGGUCUGGAGGGGACAUGCUGAUUGUAGAUCUGUGCCUGUGAUCAACUUCACACCUGGGCUAACUCACACGUUUCCUUAUAAAGGCUUUCCUCGACGGCUUGGGCCACACCCUGCAUUCAGAACAAAGCCUGUUGUGACCACAUAAGAGAUGCAGUCUUUCAGGUGGCAGAUAAGGAUUGGAAUCUACUAAAUAAGCACCUUUUGUGGAGGGCUGCUGAACCUGGGGUGUAUCACAGGGCAUUGUUUCUGCUGCUACUAACAAUGGAAGUGCCCGCGCACACACACAUCGCAUUUGCUAUUUUUUUUCUCUCUCUCACACACACCUUGUUUACAUGGUAAACAGUCUGAAACGCAUGACAACCAUGCCGAUUUGAGUUGAGCAAGACCCACGUUUAACUGAGUCACCUCUGUAAAACCUUAUAGUUAAGAUGGGCAGCUAGCUCGCGGAGUGAAUUUCAAAACGGAUUGGUUUGUUGUUCUGACAACGACAGACUGACUAUACCUGUUGUCCUCGGCGCAUGUGACAAAUAAACAGUGAUUUGACAGACAGGCGCGGCCCUGUUGCGACAGGGAGGUGGCGUACUGUGGUCCACAGGUCCUGUCGCGAUGCUGUAGGACCCUGAUCAACAACAACAAACUAACUAACUUGGCAAUGGCCUAAAACAUACAAGCUGUAACGUUAGUAGGUACAUUAAUUCACAGUAGCUAGCUAGUAUAAUAACAACAUUUAUUUAGUUCACCAGUUUUCUAUAUCAUUCUGAUUCAGUAGCUACGGACUAUUUGGUCGAAAUAACUAGGUAACUAACUGUCUGUCUGUCUGAUAAUAUAACUAGGUAACUAACUGUCUGUCUGUCUGAUAAUAUAACUAGGUAACUAACUGUCUGUCUGUCUGAUAAUAUAACUAGGUAACUAACUGUCUGUCUGUCUGAUAAUAUAACUAGGUAACUAACUGUCUGUCUGUCUGAUAAUAUAACUAGGUAACUAACUUAGCUGAUUAGCUAACUAGAGAUGAGGAACAGAGCUAAGAGGGCAAAUGGUGACAAAGUUAUUACCAAAGACAUUUGUAGAUAAGAGGAGAGAGCAAGAAAACGUAAACUAGGGCGUAUUCAUUGCGCCCAUUCUGUUGCAAAUCGUUUCCUAAACGGAAGCAAAUCGAACGAAUAGAAACUCCCGUCUUGUUCUGUUAAACCGUAAACAGUUUCCGCAACGAAUACGCCCCUGAACUGCCGACACAGUCCAACAUCAACAUCAUCCCAUAACUAGCUGGCUAACUACAGCUAUCAGUCACACAUUUAUCCGCAUCGGAUCAUUAGGUAGUUACCAAAUCUGUCAACACAAACACCAAGCUUGUAUCUCUCACUGGCAGACCCGAGAAGCACGAAACGUCAGCUAACGUAGCAUAGCCAGGUAGCUAACUGGCUAGCGAAAUAGUGAAAUGGCCACACGGUUGUUGUAUCUAACGUUAGAUAGCGGGUAAAACGAUUCACAAAUGUGUAACCUCGAUGGAUGCUCACCUGAAUCUACAGCGACUGGGCAAAUUCAAUCCACACGUCUUCAGUUCACUCCAGAAGGCGCAAGCGAUCAAAUGACAGUAGCUAUAGUUACUUACUGUACUGCUCCAAUGAAUACGAAGGCUUCACUGCUACUCACUUUCUUUCUCACCCCAAGGGCGGUAACACAGGAAGAGAGACACUGCACACAGUACCCAAUGUACGGCUGGGUCUCCAGCUCUGAAAGCCGACUCAGCCAAUAGACGGAGAGGAGAUCUACCACUGACCAAUGAGCUUUCUCUAUUUCUACGAGUCAGCCCACCUCUGAUCAGCAAAGGACCAAUCAGCAGCGGUUUCAAUGUAGGACGCACGCAAAGUUGUAUGUCAGCAACAUCAAUGAAGAGUGACCGUUCAAUGGAUUCCCCUCGUUAUUUCAAAGAGAGAGAAAAGGUCUCUCAGCCAAAAGCAGAACCAGGAGAACCAUGUGACAUCUGCUCUGAGCGCAGAGCCAUGAAGCUUUGUCUGACCUGCUCUGUCUACUACUGUGAGAAACACAUGAGGAAGCACUUCAUAAUACAAGCACUGAGGAGACACGUCAUGGUGGAUGUCACUGAAGAAGUCGUACUACAGAGAAACACCUCGGAGAAGAAGAGGAGAGAGGAGCAGGAGGAAGAGGGAAGGAGACAGGGACAGGAGGAGGGGCUGAGGUGGCAGACGAGGAAGGAGGACUUUAGGGAAGAGGAGAGGGGGCACCAGGAGGCUGCGGAACAACAGUGCAGAGAGAAGGAGAGCGAGAGAGAGCGAGAGAAGGAGAGCGAGAGAGAGAGGGAGAAGCAGCAGCUAUCGAUAUGGGACUCCUAUGGCUGUACUGACCAGGUCCAGCCUGAGACAUCCAGAGUAGACAGGGCAAAGUCCAAAUCCAUUCCUGAGCUGGACCAUGUGGAGGAACCAGAGAUCACAGUGACUAGCAGUGACAGGCUGGGUGAGGCAUCAUGGAUAAAGGGCCAGCAGACCCUGCCCAAGGUGCAGCUGGAGACGCAGCAGAUCCUGCCCAAGGUGCAGCUGGAGACGCAGCAGAUCCUGCCCAAGGUGCAGCUGGAGACGCAGCAGAUCCUGCCCAAGGUGCAGCUGGAGACGCAGCAGAACCUGCCCAAGGUGCAGCUGGAGAGGCAGCAGAACCUGCCCAAGGUGCAGCUGGAGACGCAGCAGAUCCUGCCCAAGGUGCAGCUGGAGACGCAGCAGAUCCUGCCCAAGGAGCAGCUGGAGAGGCAGCAGAACCUGCCCAAGGUGCAGCUGGAGAGGCAGCAGAACCUGCCCAAGGUGCAGCUGGAGAGGCAGCAGAACCUGCCCAAGGUGCAGCUGGAGAGGCAGCAGAACCUGCCCAAGGAGCAGCUGGAGAGGCAGCAGAACCUGCCCAAGGUGCAGCUGGAGACGCAGCAGAUCCUGCAGAUGAAAAAGAAAGUCAGACUACGCAACGACGACAGCUGGAUCCGCCAGCGUUCCACCAGCAAGCCUCCUGCCACCGGACCCAUCAGGAAAGGCAAGUCUCUCGACAACCUGGACAUCUGCUCUUCCUGGCACUCGUCGUGGACACCGGAGAGCACCUCCUCCAUCCUCAACUACAGUUGGCCUCACUCUGGCCUCAACAGCUACAUCGGCCGGGUCGGAGGUCAUUCCGGCUCAGCCACUAUGUCCUCUCUCUCCAUGAGCUCCCUCAGAGGAGCCGGGAUUGGAAGCAACCAGUCUUCAUGGUCCCAGCACUCUCCCUCACCCUCCUCCUCCUCCUCUUCCCCCUCCCCUUCUACUGGCCCCAAGUCCCAGUCAUUCCUAUCCGUGCAUGAAAGCAGCAGGACAGUGAGUGGCAAGGAAAUGUGUACGUUGUGUGACACGGCGCUGGUCGAGGGAGCCGCCAUGGUCAUCGAGUCCCUGGGGCUCGUUUAUCAUUUGACGUGUUUCAAAUGCAUCAACUGUAAGUCCGAGCUGCUGGGCGCAUCGGAGGUCGGAGCGGAGGUCAGAAUACGGAACCGACGGCUCUUCUGUGACUCCUGCUACGUGAUUGAAAAGUGGACGGUCAACCUCCGUGAGAAACGAGUCAAAAGAUUUUCAGAAGUAAAAGCGAGAUGCACCAGCAGUGUUGUUUCCUAAGAGAGCAAAUGAAACACAGUGGGACAGUACUUCUCUCAAAUGUUGUGCACAAAUGUGUUAGUGAGCAUUUCUCCUUUACCAAGAUAACCCAUCAACCUGACAGCUGUGGCAUAUCAACACGCUGAUUGAACAGCACGACUAUUACACAGGUGCACCUUGUACAGGGGACAAUAAAAGGCCAGUCUAGACAUCUGUGGCAUUGUGUUGUGUGACACAACUACUACAACUUUUAAAGUUAAGGGAGUGUGCAAUUGGUAUGCUGACUGCAGGAAUGUCCACCAGAGCUGUUGGCAGAGUUUCAUGUUAAUUUCUCUACCGUAAACCGGCUCCAAUGUCGUUUUAGACAUUUUGGCAGUACAUCCAACUGGCCUCACAUCCGCAGACCACGUACGUGUAUGGCGUUGUGUGGGAGAGCGGUUUGCUGAUGUCAACGUUGUGAACAGAGUGCCCCAUGGUGGCAGUGGGGUUAUGGUAUGGGCAGGCAAAAGCUACGGACACAAUUGCAUUUUAUCGAUUGGCAAUUUGAAUGUUCAAAAAUACUGCGACGAGAUCCUGAGGCCCAUUUAAAAGUGCUGAUCUGUAUUCCCAGUCGUGUGAAAUCCAUAGAUUAAGACCACAUUAAUUUAUUUAAAUUGACAGAUUUUCUCGUAUGAGCUGUCACUCAGUAAAAUGGUUGGAAUUGUUGCAUGUUGCGUUUUUGUUAAGUAUAUUUCGGAGCCCGUUGGUCCACGACUCGAUGCUCCGGUACCGCCUGCCGGACAGGAGCAGAUAGAACAGUCCAUGGCUCAGGCGGCUGGAGUCCUUGGCAGUUUUUCGGGCAUAAAUGUACUGGAUGGCCGUCCGCACCACCCUCUCUAGGGCCUUGCGGUCGUGGACGGAGCAGUUGCCAAACCAGGCGGUGAUACAACCAGUCAGGAGGCUUUCGAUGGUACACCUGUAAAAGUUCCUGAGGAUCUGAGGGGCCAAAUCUCUUCAGUCUCUGAAGGGGAAAGAGGCACUGUCACACCUUCUUCAUGACUGUGCUGGUGUGAGAGGACCAUGUUAAGUUCUCAGUAAUGUGGACGCGGAACACAGGUAUUCCUCGUUUCUCGGCGGGAGAGGACAGUGUGGAGUGAAAUAGAGAUUGCGUCGUCUGUGGAUCUGUUGAUCUGUUGGAGGCCCAAACUGAAGUGGGUCCAGGGUGUCUGGGAUGAUGGAAUUGAUGUGAGUCGCCAACAGCCUUUCAAAGCACUUCAUGAUUACAGAUGUGAGCGCUACAGGGCGGUAGUUAUUGAGGCAGGUUGGGAACAGGAAUGAUGGUAGUCAACUUGAAACAUUGGGAUUACAGACUGGGACAAGGAGAGAUGCCUCCCAGCUGGUCUGCACGUGCCCCGAGGACCCAGCCUGGAAUACCGUUUGGCCCUGCGUUCUUACGGAGUGUUGACCCGUUUGAAAGCCUUAUGUAAGCCUCGGAGAGUGAUGUCUCCCAGUCCUCCGGAUCAGCGGGCCCUCAUGCAAGGCUCUGUUGUUUUUAUAGAAGAGUGCAUGGAAGAAAGAGAUAGAGAAAACAUUCUGUACAAAACAGCAAAGUUGUGUCGAAGCUCACAAGACUGCAACCACACGACACAGCGACAUCUUGCAGGUAGCAGAGCCAAGCGCGGUCUAGCAGGUAUUUGCAUAUUUCCGUUAUGGAAUGCCUACUCUGUGAAGUGUGCGCGUGCAGUAACUCAAUUCGUCCUUGAUCUCCUAAAUAAUGCAAUUAAAAAAAAAAAAACGUUUAGUCAAGUCUACAAAACUUAGUCCACUCUGUUCACUACAGAUUUUAGAUUUGGGAACAGAAAACUGCAUUGAGAUCGAAUGUUUCAUCGAUGCGAGAAUUAGCAGAAUGUCAGCCAAGUUUCAUCGAGCUUCAACUUCACCCACAACUGGACUUCUAAACGAAUGCUUCAGAUUCAUUUAUCCUGCGAGAGAUCUGGCUCCUUGUUACUACAGACACCCUGAUUUGAAUCCAGGCUGUAUCACAACCCGACCGGGAUUGUGAGUCCCAUAGGGCGGCGCACAAUCUGCCCAGCGUCGUCUGGGUUUGGCCGGUGUCGGCUGCCAUUGUAAAUAAUAAUUUGUUCUUAUUAAUUGACUUGACUUGUUAAAUAAAAUAUUAAAUAUUCUGUGACACUGCAUCUCUUCCUCUAUCCGCUGUAGCACAAUGAACACUGCAACCAGCCAUAAACACUAGUAGAUGUUAUAAAUAUAUAUAUAUAUCUAAAAUGGCCACAACAUUGUACAUCAGAAUUGACUAUGAAUGAAUUCAGGGUUGGUGUUUGAUGUGAUCUAAAGUAGGCCUUGUUUAAAAACAAUACUUGUCUCUGGAUUUUUAAAACAGACAAUUCUUGUUUGCUUUACUAGCCAUUUAGAGAAAGAAAAGGGGGGAUACCUGUACAACUGAAUGCAUUCAACUGAAAUGUGUCUUUCCCGACAAUGAUAC
Molecule: messenger RNA, 6225 nt
Organism: Oncorhynchus keta (chum salmon)
Lineage: Eukaryota; Metazoa; Chordata; Actinopteri; Salmoniformes; Salmonidae
Product: LIM domain only protein 7-like
Exons: 3
Coding region: 2001-3764 (587 amino acids)
Biological process (GO): regulation of signaling; regulation of cell adhesion
Source: RefSeq, a predicted model, not a curated record